GGCCGAUAUUACUGAGGUUAUGAUUGCGCUUUUUGUAGCGAGUCCAAUACUCAUCUCCGACUUCACUAGCUUUCGAUCUAUGAUAGCUAUGUCUGGAGGAAUUGAAGACGUGGUUACCUCGUAUGAGGAAGGUCAGUUUGGUGCCUUUGUUCGACUUUAUACAGGCGAAUUCGAACAAGGAGCCAGACAACGAGAGACUCUCCUCUUGCCAACAGCAUUUGCAGAUCAGCGUUUCUCACGUUGCAAAUUGCUAGCGGAAGGAAAUGGCAGAUGGGGCCGGGCAAACCACCAGCUUCAGCGAUCCCCAACAUUAUCACAGAACCAACCGACAAGUGAGAAUAAUGGCGAAGAACAAGUACAAGAGAAACUUGAUUCCUGUGUAGUCAAGAUGGAAAAGUGGGUUGUGGAUGAAACCUCGGUGACUGUCUCUUGCAAAACCUACGUUUGGUCACUGAUGGCCAUCACCGCGGUUCUUGUUGGCGGCGGCCUGGCAAUGGGCCUCACAGUUGGCCAACGAAUAGACGGCGUGGAUCCAUUUAACCUAGCAACAUAUACUUGGGCUCUCGCAGCAUUCAUUAUUGUGGUAUUCAAGAGCAUGUGGGUUGAGAGCUGGACGUGGAGCGACUUCCUACGUCAACGAGUUCGAUGCCGAUCAGUGUCAGAAUUAGCAGCGGCGACAAAUCUUGACUAUCAGCUUAUCAUGGCGAAACUGCUACACGACGAUUGUAAUGGAAGUAUUCUCGUCACCAGAGGUCCUUACAACACCAUUUUCCGCAACCAAACUAAUGGCGGCGACGGGUUCUCUAUCGAUCAACCACUCAGUGCUGAAACAUUGAUGCUUAGCGGUAUUGCACUCCUCAAGGUUUUGACCCCACGUGGACAUGCGAUUGUUUGCCUCGACUACCGAUGUGGAACAUUUUUGACAAUACUGGAACACCGAAGGGGCACUGAUAAUUCACGACUUGUUUGCGAGGACCUGGGCCGUAUAUCAAAGGAGAGAGAUUCCGGUGAUGAUAAGGUAAAGGAUUUGGUUGGUCUACGUCUGAAGAAAGUAGACAACUUUAAAUGGAAACGAGUUCAAGGUCUAUGGGAAUUCAAAAAUGCUGGAGUUGUUUUCGAGUAGCUGCUAGGACCAAAGAUUGGCCUGUUGACGUCCUAUCGAUGAUUUAUUCACUACUUUCUCUUCUGAGUUCUUAAGAAUGUAUAGUAUAAGACUGAUAGGAACCUGACUAUAUGAUAUGACACAGAUUGUGGUAAAGAAUCAUACCCAAA
Trichoderma atroviride IMI 206040 is the source of this 1272-nucleotide messenger RNA. Lineage: Eukaryota; Fungi; Ascomycota; Sordariomycetes; Hypocreales; Hypocreaceae. The record is from RefSeq and is a predicted model, not a curated record.